AUGCCAUUCUUGUACCGAAGGCAUUCAAGUGGUGAAAUCAGGAACUUAGCCUCAGUUUCCAGCAGUCUCUUGCCGGCGUUCGGAACUGUCGUGGGUGAAGGAACUCUGCAACUUAAGAGAUAUGUAAUCGCACCCUAUGACCGUAGAUAUCGGUGGUGGCAAACCUUUCUUGUGGUACUGGUUGUAUACUCUGCAUGGUCAUCUCCUUUCGAGCUAGCAUUCAGAAAAGUGGCCACCGGAUCACUCUUGCCCGUUGAUUUGGUCGUUGAUGCCUUCUUCGCCAUUGAUAUAAUUCUAACGUUCUCCGUGGCUUACUUAGACAAAUCAACCUAUUUGCUCGUUGAUGAUCGCAAGAAGAUAGCUAUUAGGUGGUGGCAAACCUUUCUUGUGGUACUGGUUGUAUACUCUGCAUGGUCAUCUCCUUUCGAGCUAGCAUUCAGAAAAGUGGCCACCGGAUCACUCUUGCCCGUUGAUUUGGUCGUUGAUGCCUUCUUCGCCAUUGAUAUAAUUCUAACGUUCUCCGUGGCUUACUUAGACAAAUCAACCUAUUUGCUCGUUGAUGAUCGCAAGAAGAUAGCUAUUAGGAACUUAGCCUCAGUUUCCAGCAGUCUCUUGCCGGCGUUCGGAACUGUCGUGGGUGAAGGAACUCUGCAACUUAAGAGAUAUGUAAUCGCACCCUAUGACCGUAGAUAUCGGUGGUGGCAAACCUUUCUUGUGGUACUGGUUGUAUACUCUGCAUGGUCAUCUCCUUUCGAGCUAGCAUUCAGAAAAGUGGCCACCGGAUCACUCUUGCCCGUUGAUUUGGUCGUUGAUGCCUUCUUCGCCAUUGAUAUAAUUCUAACGUUCUCCGUGGCUUACUUAGACAAAUCAACCUAUUUGCUCGUUGAUGAUCGCAAGAAGAUAGCUAUUAGGUAUAUGCUUUUAAUCCCCACAUAUUAUUACAAGAUCUAG
Molecule: messenger RNA, 951 nt
Organism: Ilex paraguariensis (yerba mate)
Lineage: Eukaryota; Viridiplantae; Streptophyta; Magnoliopsida; Aquifoliales; Aquifoliaceae
Source: the annotation of a GenBank genome assembly